UGUAAAAUAAAACCCAGUCUUUCUGUUGCUCUGCCCAGAAUAUGAGCACUACCACUCCAUGCAGGUCUGUUCAAGGGAGGAGGGACUCUGUUCCUGACCUCAGCCCUCUAUCUUUGAGUUUCACUUCUUGGAGUUUCACUUCGAUUCAUACUUCCACCAGGAGGGCACGUGUCUAGGAACGUGUGCUUUCCCCCUUCCCUGCCUUUAGAACUUUGACCCAGAUGCCAAAGACCAAGAUGCCUUUUCCCUCAUCUUUAAAUGGCAGAGACAGGUGGAAUUUUCAGAUCUAUCACUAAAAAUGGAGAGAAAUGAGGAAAGAAAAUUUAAUAGUUGAAAGGUGAAGAUAAGAACAGCAACGCCAAGUGCUAACAAUCAGGAUAGCAAAAACUGGCCUCAUAAAACAUCUAGGACCUUAUUUGGAUCAAGUGAGCCAGUUCUUCAAACCUGAACAAUGACUGCUGAAUCAAGGGAUACCGCAGAUUUGUCUCCACAGGCCACCCAGGAGGUGGAAGGCAUAGUGAGAGUGAAAGUGGAGGCGGAAGAUGAAGAUGAGGAAGGCCAUUUUCAAAGGGGAAGAAAUAGCAUAGAAUUAUCCCCACAAUUUAUUAGUCGGUUCACAACCAUGAAUGAGAGAGCCUUAUUAUCAUAUUUGGUUGCCUAUCGAGUGGCAAAAGAGAAAAUGGCUCACACGGCUGCUGAAAAAAUUAUUCUUCCAGCAUGUAUGGAUAUGGUACGUACAAUUUUUGAUGAUAAAUCAGCUGAUAAAUUAAGAACUAUACCCCUUAGUGAUAAUACAAUAUCUCGUCAAAUCUGUACAAUUGCAAAACAUUUAGAGGCAAUGCUUAUUACACGGCUGCAGUCUGGUAUAGAUUUUGCAAUCCAACUUGACAAGAGCAUGGAUAUUGCAAAUUGCCCAACACUCUUGAUUUAUGUCAGGUAUGUGUGGCAAGAUGACUUUAUAGAGGACCUGUUGUGUUGUUUAAGUUUAAAUUCACUUAUAACGGGAUUAUUUACCGAAUUAGAAAAGUGCAUUGUUGGUCAAUAUAAAUUGAACUGGAAAAAUUGUAAAGGAAUUUCAAGUGAUGGAGCAGCAAAUAUGACUGGGAAACACAGCAGGGUUAUUGAAAAAUUGUUAGAAGUAACACAUAACAAGGCUCUUUGGAAUCAUUGUUUUAUUCAUCAAGAAGCUUUGGUGUCCAAAGGAAUUCCACCAGGUCUAAUGGAUGUAUUGAAAAACACAGUGAAAAUUGUUAAUUUUAUUAAAGGAAGCUCCUUAAACAGCCGACUUCUCGAAAUAUUUUGUUCAGAGAUUGGAGUUAACCAUACCCACUUACUGUUUCAUACAGAAGUUCGUUGGCUGUCUCAAGGAAAAGUAUUGAGCAGAGUAUAUGAACUCAGAAAUGAGAUAUACAUUUUUCUCAUUGAAAAGCAAUCUCAUUUGGCAAAUAUUCUUGAAGAUGACCUAUGGGUAACAAAAUUGGCAUAUUUGAGUGAUAUUUUUGGCAUUCUUAAUGAAUUACAUUUUAAAGUACCGGGGAAGAACAAUGAUAUAUUUCAGUAUCUUGAAUGUAUUCUAGGAUUCCAAAAGACAUUAUUGUUGUGGCAAGCAAGACUUAAAAGCAAUCGCCCUAGCUACUAUAUGUUUCCAACGCUGUUGCAGCAUAUUGAAGAGAACGUUAUUAAUGAAGACUGCUUAAAAGAAAUAAAAUCAGAGAUAUUGAUGCAUCUCACUUCUUUGUCUCAAACCUUUCAUCAUUACUUCCCAGAAGAGAAAUUUGACUCAAUAAAGGAAAAUAUUUGGAUGAAAGAUCCCUUUGUAUUUCAAACCCCAGAAUCAAUCAUUGAGUUAAACUUGGUGCCCGAAGAAGAGAAUGAAUUAUUGCAGCUCAGUUCAUCCUUCACACUGAGGAAUUAUUAUAAGACAUUAAGUCUAUCAGCAUUCUGGAUUAAAAUUAAAGAUGAAUUUCCACUGCUGAGUAGAAAGAUAUUGCUGCUAUUACCAUUCACAACUACCUAUUUGUGUGAACUAGGAUUUUCCAUCUUGACACGAUUAAAAACAAAGAAAAGAAAUAGGCUCAACAGUGCACCUGACAUGCGUGUAGCCCUAUCCUCAUGUGUUCCUGACUGGAAUGAACUUAUGAACAGGCAAGCACACCCAUCGCAUUAAGUGUGAUGAGAUGCACUUAAUGAAAAGUGCUAUGAAAUGUGGUUUUUGUACUUUUUAAGGGUUUCUUUGGUAGAUGGUAUUUAUUAAUAAAAUUAUAUUUGGAAUUUA
Molecule: messenger RNA, 2275 nt
Organism: Herpailurus yagouaroundi (jaguarundi)
Lineage: Eukaryota; Metazoa; Chordata; Mammalia; Carnivora; Felidae
Gene: ZBED8L
Product: family with sequence similarity 200 member A
Source: RefSeq, a predicted model, not a curated record